Molecule: messenger RNA, 1149 nt
Organism: Orbilia oligospora ATCC 24927
Lineage: Eukaryota; Fungi; Ascomycota; Orbiliomycetes; Orbiliales; Orbiliaceae
Exons: 1
Coding region: 1-1149 (382 amino acids)
Source: RefSeq, a predicted model, not a curated record
AUGGACCACGAAACCCUCAACUUCCCCCUCAAACUCGCCGCAAAAUCCCACCAACUCCCCGAAUUCAAAAGCCUAGUCUCAGGCAGAACCACCACCCGCCACCCGUCCCUCUACAAAUCUGAUCCAAACUCAACAGACACCCUAAACGACACCUACGAAAGAGCCAUAACCCUCAUGAUCGCAAUCCGUUCCCACUGCAAAUACACACCAGAAGAACCCCUCUCCCAAGCCAUCCAAACCGAACUAAUCAACCUCAUCUACGGCUCAAAUUUUAUCGAAUACGCCGGUACGGAUUAUACUACCACCACGGCUAUUUGUACAAAACUCUUUAAUGAAUAUGUAUCUCCCGAAGAGAUCUUAAAUACCCUCCAAACCACCACCACCACUACCACAACAGACGAAAACACUAGCGGUACUACCACUACCGCAGUCGACAAAAAGGGAGGAAUGGAAGUAAUCCAACACGCAAAAGCCCUAACCUACUUCCUCCAAAAAUUCUAUAUCGAAGAAGAACCACUAACCGAAUUCCUAAUCCUCCAAACUCACCGAAUCCUCUGCGAAGGAACCACUCACUCCGACGGAACCCCCUGGCAAGAAUGGGCCGGUAUCUACCGUACCCACGAAAUCGCCGCCUCAUCCAUACCCCCCACUAUAAAUAUAAACCCUUCAAGACUUCAAAAAAAAUCAAUAUUCAUACGAGCAACCGCCGUUCCUAAAUAUAUGACGGAUAUGGUUGAAGAUUUUAAAAGUUUGACCGGAGAAGCCGAGAUAGGGAAUUUUGAUGUUAUUGAUCCCUUUGAGAUUGCGGCGUGGUUGUGUACGAGGUUUGUGAAUAUUCAUCCUUUUGCGGAUGGGAAUGGGAGGGUUUGUAGGAUUUUGUUGAGUGGGGUUUUGAUGAGGUAUACGGGACUUGUGGCUUGUAUUGGGGAUGAGGGGGAGACUGAUAGUACGGCUGGGGGAGGGAGGGAUGAGUAUUUGGGGAUUGUGAAUAAGGCGAAUAAGAUUUUUCAUGAUGAGGAUGGUGAGGUUGAUGUUGAGGCGCAGACUUCACAUGUGAGGUUGACGGAGUUGGUGGUUAGGAAGGUUUUGGAGUGUGCGGAGAGGUUGGUGGAGGUUGUUAUUAAGGCGGGGGAUGUGGAGGGGGAGUAA